AUGAUUCCACUGAUGAUGAUUCCAAUGAUGCUGACUCCAAUGAUGAUGAUUCCAAUGCUUCCAAACAGCAGUAGCAGCCACAUAAACACCAACCACAAGCGCCAGAAUCGCUUCACACAGCUAAUGGACCGCCUGCCCCUGGGAGGGCACAGUUCAAGCUCCGCCAAACUGGGCACACCGGGGGCGCCACAAAACCAGAAUCCAUGUCCGAAUCAGAUUCAGAAUCAGAAUCAAGCAUCAAUGUCGCCGUCGAUGAGCAGCCUGAAUCGCAGCAUCUCGCAGCUGGAGGUGACUUCUGCUGGCGACCAUCUGCGCAGCUCCGUGAGCUUUCUCAGCGAGGAGCUCUUCCUGGACGUGGAGACCGGCGAGGAGUUCCAUGAUCCGCACAGGUAG
Drosophila teissieri is the source of this 393-nucleotide messenger RNA. RefSeq lists its product as uncharacterized. The transcript has 2 exons. The record is from RefSeq and is a predicted model, not a curated record. The coding region runs from base 1 to 393 and encodes 130 amino acids. NCBI's taxonomy places the organism in Eukaryota, Metazoa, Arthropoda, Insecta, Diptera, Drosophilidae.